Messenger RNA from Schistocerca gregaria, 2071 nucleotides. Its product is annotated as tubulin beta chain-like. The record is from RefSeq and is a predicted model, not a curated record. Gene Ontology annotation, molecular function: GTP binding; GTPase activity; structural constituent of cytoskeleton. Bases 260 to 1681 code for a protein of 473 amino acids. The transcript has 9 exons. NCBI's taxonomy places the organism in Eukaryota, Metazoa, Arthropoda, Insecta, Orthoptera, Acrididae. Gene Ontology annotation, biological process: mitotic cell cycle; microtubule cytoskeleton organization. Gene Ontology annotation, cellular component: microtubule; cytoplasm.
AGUGUUAGGAAAGGGCGCGGGGGGCGGUCGGCUGUCUGGUGGUGCUUCCUGCCCGACAUCCCAACAACUGGAAAGUUUGUCGGUCGGUCAGAACACCUAUACAUAUCCAAUUUGUCCGUCGGUGGAUGUGCAGGAGCCGUAUCAGAGCUUUGCCAGCCCUCAGCAGUUUGGCCGACGUGUCUUCAGCUAGCAGUUGGUUUCCGGCAUCGCCUCAAUAGGAACUAAACCUGGAAGCGUUUGUUUACACAGCCAAAUAAGUAUGCGGGAAAUUUUGCACAUACAGUGUGGUCAGUGUGGAAAUCAAAUUGGCAGCAAGUUCUGGGAAACGAUAUCUGGAGAGCAUGGCAUAGACUCAAACGGUGUCUACAUCGGUAACUCCGACUUGCAGCUGGAGCGCAUCACUGUUUACUACAAUGAGGCCUCAGCUGGAAGCCAAUCGUGCAGCAGCAGGUACGUGCCAAGAGCCAUUAUGCUGGACCUGGAGCCUGGCACGAUGGAAGCGGUACGCAGCGGGCCCUACGGACAGCUCUUCCGGCCCGACAACUUUGUGUACGGUCAUGGUGGCGCCGGCAAUAACUGGGCCAAAGGCCACUACACCGACGGCGCCGAGCGCGUGGACUCGGUGCUCGACGUGGUGCGUAAGGAGGCAGAGAGCUGCGACUGCAUCCAGGGAUUCCAGCUGACUCACUCCUUGGGAGGUGGCACGGGUUCCGGCAUGGGAACACUUCUCAUCUCUAAGAUUAGAGAAGAAUAUCCAGAUCGCAUCAUAAAAACAUACUCGGUGCUGCCAUCGCCAAAGGUGUCUGACACGGUGGUGGAACCGUACAAUGCGACCCUGUCAGUGAAUAAGCUGGUGGAGAUUACAGACCAGACUUACUGCAUUGACAAUGAGGCACUGUACAACAUAUGCUUCCGGACGCUGAAGGUGCCUAAUCCCAGCUAUAGCGACCUCAACCACCUCGUCUCACUCACAAUGUCAGGAGUAACAACGUGUCUCAGGUUCCCUGGGCAGCUGAAUGCGGACCUGCGUAAGCUUGCUGUGAACAUGGUUCCUUUCCCGCGUCUGCACUUCUUCAUGCCGGGCUUCGCCCCGCUUACAUCACGCGGUUCACAGCAAUACCGCGCGCUCACCGUGCCGGAGCUUACACAGCAAAUGUUUGAGGCCAAGAACAUGAUGGCCGCCUGUGAUCCAAAGCACGGGCGAUACCUCACCGUUGCUGCGAUCUUCCGCGGCCGCAUGUCCGUUAAGGAGGUGGACGAGCAGAUGCUGAGCAUGCAGAACAAGAACAGCAACUGCUUCGCAGAGUGGAUCCCUAACAACGUGAAGACGGCCGUGUGCGACAUUCCGCCCAAGGGCCUCAGCAUGUCCUCUACGUUCAUCGGCAACACAACAGCCAUACAGGAAUUGUUUCGGCGUAUUUCAGAGCAGUUCGCUUCCAUGUUGCGACGCAAGGCUUUCUUGCAUUGGUACAUAGGCGAAGGCAUGGACGAGAUGGAAUUUGCAGAAGCAGCCUCCAACAUCGACGACUUGAUCAGCGAGUACCAGCAGUACCAGGAGGCGACUGCAGAAGACGACGACGACCAGGGCGAUGACCAGGAUGACGAAGUAGAAGAGGCUGCCGAGGAUAAGGUGGCGGAUGUCUCAGCGUACAGCCUGGACGACACACGGGUUGUGGGCUAGCCAUACCAUAUUUACGUUUAAUAAAAUCAAAAUAUCGAUUGAUAGCGGAUGUUGCAGUUACAGAUAUAGUUAUGAGCGCAAAACUAAGUAUUGCAUGCAUCAAUAAACAUGUUUAAAGGGACGUAUUUUUCUUUGAUCUGCUGUAACAAUUGGUCCCCUGAAAUUGGUAAAUUAGUUUAUUUACGAGAAGAAAUGAUGGAGAUGCAAAAUUUAGAUUUUAUCAAAGCUUUUUUUCCAUUCAAUAGUUGUAUUUGGUUUUCCGUUACAAUAAUCUGGUUCGUCUUUGUUCUAAAUUUCAUAUCGAAAAUCACAACUGCGAAGUUACACACAAAGAGCGAGAAAACUAUGGCUUGUGUGGUCAGUAAGAAAUAAAAGAACAUGAUUUAUUCA